Messenger RNA from Limulus polyphemus (Atlantic horseshoe crab), 1333 nucleotides. It is a transcript of the gene Hpf1, whose product is annotated as histone PARylation factor 1-like. Gene Ontology annotation, biological process: DNA damage response; regulation of protein ADP-ribosylation. Gene Ontology annotation, molecular function: poly-ADP-D-ribose binding; histone binding. Lineage: Eukaryota; Metazoa; Arthropoda; Merostomata; Xiphosura; Limulidae. Bases 13 to 1236 code for a protein of 407 amino acids. The transcript has 7 exons. Gene Ontology annotation, cellular component: nucleus. The record is from RefSeq and is a predicted model, not a curated record.
UCUGUACGAAAAAUGGCGGGGAACAAGCGUGGUCGAGGAAAGAAACACGAAGAAACAGGAUCUGGGAUACCUUGCAAGUACGGAAAUUCUUGCUAUCAGAAAAAUCCAGAACAUUUCAAGAAAUUUUCUCAUCCUAAACCAACCGACGAAACUAUUCAACCAAAAGCUGAUGUUGCAAAGAAACGUAAAACUGAACUGUCUGAAGAUCCUGAUUGUGAAAAGGCUUCUGCAGUAGAUAGAUUGGAGCAGAAAACUAAAAAUAGUACCUCGAGUGAAGUAAAGCCUCCUCCUUCUCCAGAUGAUGUCCAUGAAAAUAUUAAGGCAAAGUUUCUUGUCACCAUGCCAGAUGACUUCUUUCAUUUUUGGGACUUUUGUAAAUCGAUGAAUGCUGAAAAGCCAGAAGAUGCAUUAAAAAACAAGUUGGGAAUUGAACUUGUUGGACCAUUUGAUAUUCUGGGGAAAAAACUCGAGAGCAAUCUUGUACAAAAACCUAGCGACUUGUUCCGUCACUGGAGAUAUUACUAUGAUCCACCAGAGUUUCAGACGGUCAUUAAAGGCGAUGACAAAACUCAGUAUCAUUUAGGAUAUUUCAGAGACGAACCUGGCGAUCCACCCGUUUUUGUAGCUAAUAAUUCUGCUGCCAAAGGAUGCACGAUUUCUCCUGUGGGUGACAAUCUCUUUGCUGCUGUCAAUGUGGAAAUAACAAAGGCUCUUCGGACUUCUUGUGCAAAGAAAAUGAAAGAAGACUUACUAAAAAUCCAAGAGGCAUUAAAGAAGUGGGCAGAAAAACAUCACUAUAGUUUAGAAACAAAAACGAUGAAAAUUAAAAAGAGGGAAAAAAAGGUGGUGGCAAGAACAUUCCAUGGAGCAGGAAUAGUUGUUCCUGUUGACAAGAAUGAUGUUGGUUACAGACCUCUUCCAGAAACUAACAGUAAUCUUAAAAAGAUCCUCACCAGGAUAUGCGACAGUAAAACUGAUACAGAACGAGAUAAACACCUUGAUGACUUGCAGGAGAUAAUGACCUUGGUCCAAUUUGCCAAUGAUGAAUGUGAUUAUGGGAUGGGGUUUGAGUUAGGAAUGGAUCUAUUCUGUUUUGGCGAUUCCAAGUUACAUACCCAUAUCCUGAACCUGUUGCCGCUAGCAUAUGAUCUUUUGGGAAGGAACGAGUUUGGAAAGAUUUUGGAAUCCCAUCUCUCAGAUCGAAAACAUACGCCAGACCUCAGUGUUAUCAGCUAGAUAUUUCACUAAUAAGAGUUGUGUUCAUUAUUUAGAUUGGUGUAAUUCUCAUAUAUUUUAUAAAAGUACAUUAAAAUAAAAUUGAAAUUUUUUACAA